Molecule: messenger RNA, 1257 nt
Organism: Trichechus manatus latirostris (Florida manatee)
Lineage: Eukaryota; Metazoa; Chordata; Mammalia; Sirenia; Trichechidae
Gene: TACSTD2
Product: tumor associated calcium signal transducer 2
Exons: 2
Coding region: 1-1257 (418 amino acids)
Biological process (GO): positive regulation of stem cell differentiation
Cellular component (GO): nucleus; membrane
Source: RefSeq, a predicted model, not a curated record
AUGGGGAAAGUAUUGUGGGAACAGCUUGAAAUAAGCCUCCGCUCCCCGGAUUCUAUUGCGGGCGGCGCAGGGCCGGCUCAGCCUUCCGUAGGGACAGGGGGGAGGGGGCGGCAGGAUGUGUCACCCAAAUACCAGGCUCGAGUCGGCGGCCGAACCGGCCGAGCAGGUCAGGCGGAGUAUAAGAGAAGGCGGGAGCGGCCGGGCGGCAGACGCCAGGAGACAGUCCUAGACCGCGGAGCCGGAGCCCAGCCGAGCCCUCGCGCCUCGUCCGCCCGCGUCCCGUCCGCGCCUCUCCGCCCCAUCAUGGACCGGGGCCCGGUCCUUGCACUGCCGCUGCUGCUGCUACUGGCAGCGGCGACCGGCCGCACGGCCGCGCAGGACAGCUGUACGUGCCCCACCAACAAGAUGACCGUGUGCAGCUGGGACAGCCAGAGCGGCCGCUGCCGGUGCCAGGCGAUGGGCACCAAUCACGAGGUCAACUGCUCCACGCUGACGUCGAAGUGCCUGCUGCUCAAGGCGCGCAUGCAACGCCCCAAGGGGGGCCGCGGGCUGGUGCGGCCGAGCGAGCACGCGAUCGUGGACAACGACGGCCUGUAUGACCCCGAGUGCGACCGAGAGGGCCGCUUCAAGGCCCGCCAGUGCAACCAGACGUCGGUGUGUUGGUGCGUGAACUCGGUGGGCGUGCGCCGCACGGACAAGGGCGACCAGAACCUGCUUUGCGACGAGGUGGUGCGCACGCACCACAUCCUCAUCGAACUGCGCCACCGCCCGGGCGCUCGCGCCUUCAACCACACGGCCCUGGAUGCCGAGCUGCGGCGGCUCUUCCGCGAGCGCUACCUGCUGCAGCCCAGGUUCGUGGCGGCCGUGCACUACGAGGAGCCCACCAUCCAGAUCGAGCUGCGGCAGAACGCGUCGCAGAAGGCCCCUGGAGACGUGGACAUCGCCGACGCCGCCUACUACUUCGAGAGGGACGUCAAGGGUGAGUCGCUCUUCUCUGGCCCCGGUACCUUCGACGUGCGCGUGCGCGGCGAGCCCCUGGUAGUGGAGCGGACCCUCAUCUACUACCUGGACGAGAAGCCCCCGCGGUUCUCCAUGAAGCGCCUCACGGCCGGCCUCAUCGCCGUCAUCGUGGUGGUCGUGGUUGCCCUCGUCGCCGGAGUGGUCGUCCUGGUGAUGAGUAACCGGAGGAAGUCGGGGAAGUACAAGAAGGUGGAGAUAAAGGAACUGGGGGAGUUGAAUAAGGAACCGAGCUUGUAG